AUGAAGGAAACUACCAUCAAUAAUAUUCAAUAUGAUGAUAAUGAUUUUGAGCAAGAAAAUAAUAAGCAACAAAAUUCUAAUGAUGUUGUAAUGGAUGAUGAUAAAAAUUUGUCUUCUACUACUAAAUCAAAGUAUUUUGGUUCAUUUAUUUGCAUGCAGAAGAAUGUUGCUGGAGAAAUAAAUUCAAAUCCAAAUAAAGAUAUUAUACAAAAGCUUCAAAUUUUAUAUGAACAUUAUGAAAGAAUGAAAGAUCAUUGGAGAAUGUUGAGUUAUAGAAAAGCAAUUGCAGCUUUAAAAAAAUAUAAUAAACCGAUCACAUCAUAUGAAGAAGCAAGAAAUAUAUUUGGUAUUGGAGAGCGUACAGCUCAAAAGAUUAUGGAAAUCAUUGAAACUGGUCGUUUGCAAAGAAUUGAAAAUUUAGAUGAAGAUGAUGAACUUAUCAAAAAAUUUAUUGGCAAUACCUUGGCUAUGAAAUGGCACGCCAAAGGAUAUAGAACUUUUGAGGAUCUAUUACAAAAUGCGAAAUUAACAUCUGCCCAACGAGCCGGUAUUAUUUAUUAUGAUGAUUUACAAGAAAGAAUUCCAAGAAAUGAAGUUACAGAAAUAUCUAUGUGUAUAGAAAGAUUAGCUCACACUGUAGAUAAAAAUUUAGAAUGUAUAACCGUAGGAUCGUAUAGAAGAGGAAGUAGUAGUUGUGGUGAUAUUGAUAUUAUGAUAACUAAAAAUGAUUCUAAAGGAAAAAAUCAUUUAGGUAUUUUAUCAAAGUUACUCCCUAUUUUGCGUAGAGAGUCUAUCAUCGUGCAUGACCUAGCACAACAUCAUGGUAAAGAAUCGCUUUCAGAAAGGUAUCGUGGUAUUUGUAAAUUACCUGGUGGAAAAAAUCGAAGAUUAGAUUUAUUCACAGUUCCUUACAAUGAAAUCGGGGCAGCUUUAUUAUCUUACACGGGAAAUGAUUUGUUUAAUAGAAGUAUGAGAUUAUUAGCCAGGAAAAAAAAAAUGAGAUUAAAUCAUCAUGGAUUAUAUGGAAAUAUAAUUCGUGGUAAUGGAGCAAUAAAAUAUUCGGAGGGUACUUUAAUUGCUCAAAAAACCGAAAUUGAAAUAUUUGAUGCAUUGGGUGUUCCAUAUAGAUCUCCAGGAGAAAGGAAUUGUUAG
Molecule: messenger RNA, 1152 nt
Organism: Entrophospora sp. SA101
Lineage: Eukaryota; Fungi; Glomeromycota; Glomeromycetes; Entrophosporales; Entrophosporaceae
Source: the annotation of a GenBank genome assembly